Molecule: messenger RNA, 1182 nt
Organism: Durio zibethinus
Lineage: Eukaryota; Viridiplantae; Streptophyta; Magnoliopsida; Malvales; Malvaceae
Source: RefSeq, a predicted model, not a curated record
AUGAAAAAUUGCAGCAGCUUAAAAAGAAUACGCCUGGAAAAGAAUCGACUGACUGGAAAUAUAUCAGAAGAUUUUGGCAUCUAUCCUAGCUUGAAUUUUAUAAACCUAAGUGACAAUGAAUUUUAUGGUGAAAUUUCACCCACCUGGGCAUUAUGCAAAAAUUUAGGCAGCCUAUUGACUGCUAGGAACAAUAUCACUGGCAGAAUACCACCUGAGAUUGGAAACUCAACUCAGGUACAUUUUCUAGAUCUUUCUUUAAAUCAUUUAAUCGGGGAGAUUCCGAAGGGAUUGACAAAACCGACUCUUUUAACUAGGCUUAUUUUGACUGGGAAUCAACUCUCUGGUGGAAUACCAAGGGAAGUAGGAUUGUUUUCCAAUCUUGAGUAUCUAGACUUGUCUGCAAACAGAUUGAGUCAGUCUAUCCCUGAGAGUAUAGGUGAUUUGUUGAAAUUGCACUACUUGAAUUUGAGUAGUAACAACUUCAGCCAGAGAAUUCCAGUUCAGAUGGGCAAGUUAUCUCAAUUGACUGAAUUAGACCUAAGUCAUAACAUGCUUUCAGGGGAGAUACCAAGACAAUUUGAAUCUCUGCAGAGCUUGUCAACGUUGAAUCUCUCUUAUAAUAACCUCUCUGGUAACAUUACCUUUUUCGAUAAACUCCGAGGCUUGACAUAUAUUGACAUAGCACAUAAUGGGUUGCAAGGUCCAAUUCUUAAUACCUCGGUAUUUCAAAAUGCUUCAAUACAAGCAUUAGAAGGAAACAAGGGUUUGCGUGGCAAUGUUAGUGGCUUCAAACCUUGCAAGCUUUCUAAGAAAAGCCACAAGUUACUCUACACAAUCAUGUUUCCUCUGUUAGGAGGAGUGAAUGGCCUUUCACUUGCUGCAAUGGCUUUGUUCAUCGGCUUCAAAAGGCAGAAAAAGAUGCAAAUGAACUUUGAUGCUCAGUGUUGCAUUGGAAAGGGAGGAUACGGAAGUGUAUACAGGGUAGAGCUGUCAUCAGGUGCUUUGGUCUCUGUGUUACCAUCUUCAUCUCUUGAAAUUCAGCUUCUGGGUAACCCAGUUUCAUUAUCUUUGUUAAUCCACUUGACUGUUUUACCCGUGGUGCCAGUAAAGUAUUUGAAAGCAGCAAGCUCACCCAAUUUCCCAGUUAGCAAAGCUUGUGCUGCACUGGGUGUGCCAGUAUGA